GUGAGGAGUCUCAGUGCGCUGACAAUCGCGAUACCGUAGACUUCGCCGCCGCCACCUGCGAUCUCUACGACGACAUCGAAAAUCGCGACAAGUGUCAUCCCAACCCCUCGUUCACCGCGUGCGGUAAAACAAAAAUUAUUAAUAAAAACACGUUUAAUAUAUUUUCAAAAAUGACAUUUUGAUCAACGCAAGUUUUUUUUGGAACAAUUAAGAAGGUUUUUGUUGAUUAGUCAAAGUGUGCUUUGGACUGAAAAUUACAAAAGAAAAACGUUUUAAGUAGUGUUUUUUUUUCUUUUUCGUUUGUGGUUUGUUUAUUAACAGACUAUGUAGUGGUUGCUGAAAUCGAUUUGUAUUUUCCUUUUAUUUUGAAACAUUCGUUUGGAUUUUUUUUUAAUCUUAACUUUGAUUUAACUAAGAGAAAUCUGUGUGAUUUGUGCGUGUCCGAUAUGGCAUCCGACGAGGAUUGUAACACUACUUUUACAUACGGAAUUAUUGAAGAUGCGACGCCAUCACCAACUACAACAAAUCCUUACUCAAACUGUUUAUCACCUUCAAGUUCUCCAUCGCCACUGUUAUCCCAACAGUAUUCGAUGCAUUUAACACCACGAUACGAUUAUCAGGAUCAAGAGUUGAUACCUGCCUCGCAAGUUCUACCUCAGGCUUUACCGAAAUCGGCGGCCGAUUCAAUGUGGGAAAUGAAUCAUCAGAAUAUGUACUCCGAUUAUCGCGUUUAUGAAAGUCCACGUUACACGAACGAGUACAUGCGAACGCCGAAUUUUGCGGAAUCGCUUCCGGUUUAUGCGCAGAAUCGAAACAAUUUCGUUCCUAAGAUUGCCGGCGGUCAACAGCAGAAAGUUCCUAAGGAGGCAAGGAUUCGAAGACCGAUGAACGCCUUUAUGGUUUGGGCGAAAAAUGAAAGGAAGAAGUUGGCGGAUGAGAAUCCAGAUUUACAUAACGCUGAUCUUAGUAAAAUGUUAGGUAAAAAAUGGAGAUCAUUAACACCACAAGAUCGUCGUCCCUUUGUAGAAGAAGCUGAACGUUUAAGAGUAAUUCACAUGACUGAACAUCCCAAUUAUAAAUACAGACCUCGACGUAGAAAACAUAAUAAACAAAGAAGUACUUCCGGUGUGACUGGACCCCGUGUUGGGACGAGUUUACCGUCUCCGAACGUGCCAAACAUGUCCCCGAGAUACUCCGGUUACAUUCCGAAUUCAUCGUUAUCUCCAACGAUGCAACAACAAACAUAUAACGGUCUCGAAUUUCAAGGUUCAAGCGGAACCGGAGGUGAAUUUGGACAGAGUCCGGAAAAAAGAUACACGCCCCCUGGUACUUUUCAUAAUAAAUAUUAUAAUUAUGGUUAUCAACAUCAAAGUUUUGGGCAAAAAAGUCCGUUUUCUCUACAUACGCCCGAUCAAUCGCCUGCACAUAGUCCAGAACCGAAAAAUUCUGUUUUAAAGCAACCUAAAAGUCCUCAAGAUAAUAAGGAUGGAUCAAAUGAAGGUGAUCCGGUUCUUCCCACGCCCGAUUUAUCCCCGUUGGAGCAAGAAUAUGAGAAAGAAAGGGCAUCUAACAUUCAACAUACAUCUAAUAUUAAUAAUUUAAGUCCAACGCAAAAUUAUUCAAGUUCAAGUAGAAUACAGAAUUAUCGCCAACCUAGUAACAUAACAUAUACAAAUUCUCAAGCAAUUACUUCCGUCCCAAUGUCAAAUGGAAUGUACGUUAUGUGUACUAAUAAAAGUUCUGUUGAACAAGGACAUGUCGUAACAGGUACUUUUUAUCCGCCAGUAGCAACAUCUCAAGAUCAACAAUUAUUGGGAACAACAAAUUUAAAUUCAACCAAUUCGAAUACGGUUCAAUAUUAUUCAAACAGUCCUAUGUAUUAUCCAAAAGAAUAUUAUAAAGAUGAAUUAAUGAAUCAUCAACAAAUGAAUUUAAGUUAUAAUCUUAAAAACGAUAUGAUUUUAGAUAAAUCUGAAUAUGAUCUUAGUUAUAAAACAAACAUUCAAGAACAACAAAAUUAUUCUGGAUACGGUUCGCCUUUAGUUCAAAACUUUAUUGCACCUCAUGAAGAAAGAAGUGAUGUAGAUAGUGACGUUGAUGCUAGGGAAUUUGAUAAAUAUUUAAAAUAUAAUAAUACUGAAACGAAUAUGAUUGAUUCGAAUCAUAAUUAUCAUAGAAACGAUGGUUUAUCCUCAUCGGGUGGUGUUAGUUAUAAUUUUCCACCUCAACAUACUUCAGUUAUUUUACCGAAUACUAAUGUUAAACCGGAACCAAUGGUCGGACAUUACCCGGAAGUUUAUGAAUUACCCGCUCCAAACGGUAUUCAAAAACCAGAUGAUGAAUUUAGUGAAAUAUUGGCUAACGUGAGGAAAACAUGUUAUAGUAACUGAUGAACACUGUUAAUUUUAAAUUGUGUGUUGUGCAAUAUGUUUUUUUUAAUAUUCUAAAAGGUAGGAUUAAUAUGAAAAAGAAAAACUUUUUUUUUAAUUCAAUGACUUUCAAAGAAUAUUAAUAAAGAGUGAAUAAAAUGCGAGGUUUGAUUGAAAGGAAACGAGACAUCUCUUUUUUAAUAUAAAUUAUUUUUUUAAAGGAUUUCUGUUUAUUAACAAAAGGUAUAAAUAAAAGAGGUGUCUUUAGCACAAAUUUAUAAUUAAUAAAAAUAUUAUAGUUUAUUAUAUUCGUUAUAUUUAAAGAAAUUUUAUUUAAUCAUUACUUGAAUUAUUAAAAGAAUUUUCGAUUAAUUUACCAUUCUUUGAUUUGAUAAUUGAAAUUGUAACUUUCUGCAAAUUAUGCAAUGAAAAUUAUAUUACAUUACUAUUUAAUGGAAAGGUUUUUGUGCCCCAAAAACAUAAUAUUUCUAAGUUGGUAAUGGGAAUUUUCGCAGAUAUUGAGGCUUAGAAUCAUUAUCAUACUGAAAAUUUUACGCAAUUUUACGAAUAAUAUCACGUUUCCACGGUUUUGACACACAAUACCAUAAUAGUAUAGUAUAACCUCAUGUUUAUGGUUAUCUACAUGUUUUUGGAAAUAUUCUCUAGACCAUCGUCAUAGUAAUUUUCGGCUACUAUAACCUGUAUAUUUUAUUCUCGUCCGACGAAAACACAUUAUUCCAGAAGAAUAAUGGGUUGUUUGUAUACCUUGCAAAUUUUAAUACUUUUUUUGUACCUGAGAUUCACCAAUAACUAUUUCAAAAGAUGACUCUACUUAUUGCUUCAUAAACACAUCAAUAAUUUAAUGUUAACAUGUUGCUGAAUUCUUGCUUAAUUCUCACAUUAUAACUGACAUCAUUAAAACAUAUCCGUAAAAAUUAGAGAUAAUAGGAAUUAUACAUAAAGCAAAAUUAAAAUGAUUUGUGUGAUGCGUAAAUCGACUUGUAGUGUAGAUUUGUGACAGAAUUGAACUGAAACAUUUUUUUCUGGUUCACUUUAACACAUUAAUGUCAAAAACAAUAUUUCAAACUAUGAUUCAUAAUAUAUGAUAUGAGUCGUCAACAUCCAUCCAUCCCAAGCGGGUUUAAAAGUUUUUUUUUGGCAAAUAUUUUUGGAAAAUAUGAAUGUAUAACAAUAUACUUUUUUUUUACAAGAGUACAAAUAUGAUUUGGGCGUCUUGUUAGCAAAAACUUGACAUCUGCGUCUUGCUGCAUCAAAAUAACGUGUCGUCUGAGAGACAAUUUGGUGAUUUGGUAUUGACUCUUUUUUUGUGCCAUUCAGCAUCAUUACAGAGACUUUUCAAUAAACCAGAAUAUUAAAGGACUUUUACAGAAUACAUUUAUAAUUUGAAAUUGGGCCAAUUCUAAACUCAUUUGUUAAAAAAUGACCACACUCUUGUCUUUCUAAUUUACUCCAACCACAUUAGUUCUGUAGUAUCUAUUAGUUUACACAGUUCUCUGGUUUCAGUGUUGUGCUCGAUAGGUUUUUGCAAAUUCCAUCUCGGCGUUUAGAUAUACCUUUCACCUUUCAUAUCAGUCUCCUGCAUUUGUAUUUAACAUUUGUAUUUAGAAAUAACAUAUUUACAAAGUGUGAUAACAUGGGAUAUCGGCUAGUUAAUUGUAAGUUAGGUUGGGUUAGAAACCAGAUGAAAACCACUACAAAACGAAAACCGUGCAAAAAUGACAAACUUGAGUUUUGGCAAAAUCGAAAAAGUAAGUUUUAGGAUGCACACACAUUAACAAUACAAUGAUUAUUGAGCUUUAUCGAUAAUUCCUACAAUUUCUAUCUUAAUUCAUUAUUAAUUAACCCAAGUCCCGUCUGACUGAAUGUGCAAUGCAAAUUAAUAAAAAUUGGAUUAAAUCAAAAUAUAUUCAAACUUUAUUUUAAACGUUGAUAUCAAAAU
Onthophagus taurus is the source of this 4329-nucleotide messenger RNA. It is a transcript of the gene Sox15, whose product is annotated as Sox box protein 15. Gene Ontology annotation, molecular function: DNA-binding transcription activator activity, RNA polymerase II-specific; RNA polymerase II cis-regulatory region sequence-specific DNA binding. Gene Ontology annotation, cellular component: nucleus. Gene Ontology annotation, biological process: cell differentiation; positive regulation of transcription by RNA polymerase II. NCBI's taxonomy places the organism in Eukaryota, Metazoa, Arthropoda, Insecta, Coleoptera, Scarabaeidae. The record is from RefSeq and is a predicted model, not a curated record.